GGAAAUCUCCGAAGAAAUCAAGUCAGUUUAUGGCAUACUUGCCAAAAAUUUGUCGACUGAACUAAAAGGCCCUUGGUCGCUGUAAAGUCUUACAUAAGCGUUGCACGUUGUUGAACCCAUUCGUCAAUACAAGGCAAGAUGCUAGCCCUUGAAAAAGUGAUUAUUUGUGCUUUAGCUUCAUCUGUGUGGAUUGAUAUUUCUUGUGCGAUCGCCCCUCUUCCUGAAGAGAACAUGAAUGUGGUAAGUUGAGGUGAUUUCACUUGCAAAUUACGGUCAAUACAAUACCCAUGAAUACAGCUUAAGCUUAUGUCUUAACCGAAAAACAGGUGUGAGAAGGGGUUGAUCACUAAAAAUGUAUGUAGGUAGCUUUACACAAUGUUUUAUACUGUGACGUUAUCACCAGGCACUAAAACACAGCCCGAGGGCCGGGGUGGUAUUUUAUCACGUGAUAUCUUAACCAUAUGCCGAUGCGGGGGGCGGGGGGGGGGUGGGGGGGUACUCUCUUAUUUAGCCUAAGCGGGUAUGUGCUGCUGAACAAUUCCAUGAUGUCAUUUUCAAAAAAUUAUUAAUUCCGUGUGUGAAACAAAAAUGAAUCAGGGUCAUAGCAAAAGGUCUCUUGAUUUAACAAGGGAAGCACAUGAACAAUUUUUUGUCUUUAACAGGGUCAGCAGGGUUUGGCCUUGGCAGCACACCUCUACCCAAACUUUCCUUGAGUGGCCCCCUACCUCUGAUUUACCAUUCCUGUCACAGCUCUUGGAUUCAUGCUGUUUUAAAUGGUGUUAAUUCUUCUUCAUACAUGAAUUCCGUCAAUUUUCUCCAUUAUAUGCCAGGCCCACUGUGACAGACAUAACCACUGCGCCCUUUGGUCAAAAUUCUUUAAUGUCUUUGUUUUGUUUUUAUUAUCUUUAUAUAUAUAUAUUUUUUCAUUUGUCAAAAAAUCAGUCCCAGGCAGUCUGGCGAGGGAAAGGAGAAACUUGACAGACAUGGCCUUAACAAAAGGAAAUUUUUUACUUCGUAAAUUAAGUCUUGGACAAAAUGGAAACCAAAAGUUUGAGGAAAAAUUGAAUAAGAACAGGAGCCUACAGGCUCUUGAAAUGAGACACAAUUCUCAAUGUAUUAGAAUGGACUCUGGACUCUGGACUGUGUGGUGGACUGAUAGGGUUUAAAUAAACCAUCGAAGGCCACAUGCAGUGUGACAAUGUGUUGUGUUUAAAAUCUGUAUUCAAUAUUUAGAGGGUAAAAGUAAGAUUUGCAGAUAGUGGACUAGAAAUAAAGCACAGAUUUAAGCUAAUUAUUUAUUUUCUUUAAGAGCCCCACAAGAUAUCCUUGCUUAACUUCCUUACUCUUGGUCCAUACACCUUGUUCUGAAGGUCAAGUUGUGACAAGUCUAGGACACUAUCAGUAAAACUUGAUUGUAGCAUUUUAAGCUUUUACAAUUAUGUCUCUUACACUUUGCAAAGAUAAAACUUGUGACAAUUUUUUCAGUUGACUGCUACCCCCAGUGCCAUUUGCCUCUCCUUUUGAUAGACCAUCUCCUCCUGUGUGGGUGAGGAAUGCGUGACACAGCCCCAAGGACAUCUGUGUAGGAGGCUACACUGUCCUAAUUCUGAGCGCCAAAGGUUCCAUCAUAAUAUCAGAUGGUCUAUUUUAAAUCAGUUCAUGGCAGGCUCUGGAAUUCAUUGAUUGAUAUCAAUUAUCACAAGAAAAAUAAAGGACUGUCAUUUUGUCUGGGAAUGGAAAAACAAGGUGAAAUGAUUCCUAUGUGACUAAUAAUAUUACCAUUGUUCUGGCUUAAAUCUAUUUUGUUUCUGUAGACUGAGAUAAUUCAUUACAAUGGCUACCCAGCUGAAGAGUACACUGUAACAACAGAUGAUGGAUACAUCUUAACCAUUCAAAGAAUUCCUCAGGGUCGUCAGGAAACGUACUUAACAGGCCCUAAACCAGUGGUUCUUGUUCAGCAUGGGCUGCUCGCAUCGUCUUCUAACUGGGUUGCAAAUUUACCAAAUGAAAGCUUUGGCUUUAUUCUCGCAGACAAAGGAUUUGAUGUUUGGCUUGGAAACAUUCGUGGAAAUACCUACGGUAGACAACAUGUGAAUCUCUCAGUUGAUUCAGAUGCUUUCUGGAAUUUCACGUAAGUGAGAUGUUUAUUUAAAGACAUGUUAUUAAGUAAAAAUGUGAGAAAUAGAUGUCAGUAUUUUUCAGAAAACUAGUUUUCUGCAGUUGGAACGUAAGUUCAGGAGUGUGCCCAAAGCCAUUUUAUUUUCCUGAGACACAUUGUACUUUCACAGUGUUGAAAAAAUUAGGAAGGCCACACUAUGAGCUAUGGGGCUCAUACAACCAGAGCUUAUCCCGUUUUCUGUGGCAUAUUCAAAGCAUCAAGGAAUAUGUAAAGCUUCUCUUCCUAUACAGACAGAAUCGCUAGUCGAUGCAGGGUUUAUACCCUCGUGACUAUAAACUGUACUGCCAACCCGGAGAAAAACGUUUCUUGUCUAAGAGAGUGGUGCAAUGGCAAAACUUGAAACUAGAUCUACAGAUCUGAAGGAUGACAUGCUUUUUGCUAUCAAUUACCUCUUAUCUGCCUCCUUCCAUUCACUCAUAGUUCUGUUUUAAUGUUCACUUUAUAGCUGGGAUGAAAUGGCAAAGUAUGACCUACCAGCGAUGGUUAACUUCGUCCUAAAAAAAACUGGGCAGCCCUCAUUGCACUAUGCUGCUCAUUCACAAGGAAGCCUUAUAGCUUUUGCAGAACUGUCCAGAAAUCAGGAUUUAGCACAGAAAAUAAAGGCUGUCUUCGCCCUAGGACCUGUUGCUUAUUUGGGUCACAUGGAGAGCCCACUGAAAUUUUUGGCUGAUUUUCUUCCAGAGCUUGAGGUAAUUCAAUCUUGGAAAAAUGGGGACUUAAACAUUAACGGUCAUUAUAAAUAUCUUGUUAGAUGUUUGGCAUGUGGUAUGCAUGGCUGAGUAUUUUUACAAACUAAUUUUGGCAUGGGUGCAGAACUCAAGAAUAAGUCAAAAGAGUUCAUGGCUAUGAAUAUGAAAUAGCCAAAUUACCUAUUGAAACUGAAUUAUGGAUGUUAUCUCAACUAAUAUUUGAUCUGCCUCUCUGAAUAAUGCAAUGUUAAAUGUCAUCAUACUUGUGUUGGAUUUUGUAGGACUUUUUCAAGUUUUUUGGUGUUCGUGACUUUCUUCCUUCAAAUGACAUCAUAAAAUGGAUGGCUACGUAUCUUUGUGAACCUGGUGAUACACGAGAAAUUUGUUCUAGUAUCAUUUUCAUCAUUUGUGGUUUUGACCUCCCGCAGCUUAACAUGGUAAGAUUAUAGAAAACUUUAGUCGCUCUCAACCUUAUGACCACUCUCCUAGGUGACCAGCUCUAUUUAUGACUGGAACCUGUGCUCUUGCCUGUAAAUGUAAAUAUCGGCGUUGCAGAUGACAAGAAUUGCAUAGAAUUGCAGCUUAGUGUUAUGGACAAAUCCAGUAUACAAAACCUCCUGAGCAUCCGCUGCCAGCCAGCAGUUGGUUCUAGUUCAGGUUUCAAUGUGACAUUCCCACGUGAUUGGAGCAAUAAAAUUUUCCAAAGCUGAUGCCAAUAGAUCAGAACACUUUUCCUUUGAUGCUGCAUCAUGGUUGCUUCUUACUAAUUCACGUCAAUAAGUUACUCAUUACGGCUCAGCCAAUCAGGAAUUUGUGGAUGCCAGCAUCCGCAGAAAUGAACAGAAGGGGGUUCUUACAGCAGGUGUCACUUACCCUCUCUUCCCAGUCCUCCUGCCUUUUUCCCUUCCUCCCAAUCCCCUACCCCUAUUGACCCCUGCUACGCAGGCCAACUACUGGCUGAUUCUUUCCUUUGUUUCUAUGUUCUUGUGAGCAUAACCACCAUAUAAUAAUUAUGCAGUGACAUUUAAAUAGAAAAAAAUUAUUUCUAGAUAAAAUUUAGGGCAAUUAAUGCAUUAAUACUCUGACUGCCUGUAUGAUGGCUACAAAUAAGUGCUUCUCAAUUUUUUAUACUAUUUUUGUUAAAUGUUUUUAUCAUUUUAGACUCGCUUGCCUAUCUACAUUGCCCACACUCCUGCAGGAACAUCAGUUAAAAAUAUGGCUCACUUUGGACAGGUAUAGAGAUUCACAGUUUUGUCAUUGUCAUGUUAAAUAUUAUUAAUCUGUUGAAAGUUUUCAUGAUUUUGGAUUUUUCUUGGAUUUGUAACUGAUAUAUUAUACAAAAGAGCAUUAGCUAAGUAUAUGAUCUCUGUUUUGUCUCAUCAAUGGGCACAUUAUUUUUCCUAGAUGUACAGGUCUAACAAGUUCCAGAUGUUUGAUUAUGGAAGCGCAGAAAAAAAUAGGCAACAUUAUGGAACUGUACGUAUUAUAAUACAUGCAUAAUCUAUGAUGUAUAACCUUUUUUCGUGAUUACAGUAUCUUGAUUUGCUUGUCAAAGUAGUGGUGUAGUAGUGGUAAUAGUGGUGGUAAGUUUGCAGCUGCAAAAAGUUCCUGAAAAAGACCUCUUGGGUUGACAUUCGGUUGCAGCAUUUCUGGGAGCAAGGGAAUGUCCAAAAAGUUAGUCCUGUUUCCCUGGUCAGAAUGCAUGGCCAAAAAGAAGGGAGGUGGGUCACAUUUCCAUUAGCCUGUGUAGCUAGCUAGUGGAAUUGGUUUUGCUUGUGUGAGAGCUUCACAGCAUCCAUGCCAAACUUUUCUCAGGUUAACGAUCUCACUAGCUACACAGGCUACAUUUUUACAAGUCGCUGUUUUGUCAGUAGCUUAAUUACUAAUACAAAGCAAUUAAGGAUGAAAAACCAUCUUGGUUCUAUGGUUUAUUUAUCUGUAGCAUCUUAAUGACCUGGCCCUGGUUGUUCAAAAGAUGGAUGGUGCUAGCAUAAAUAUAAAUCACUAUCCAGUGGAUAAGUAUAUAUUAUGAAAACCAAUUGUGCAUCCAGUUGAUAGAGAUUUAUCUGAUGGAUAGCACUAUAUCCACCUUUUGAACAACUGGGGCCUGAACUUUGACUUGUGGAGUGUGGCUUAAGAAGAAAACCUCCCAUAUUAGCCUCUAGGAAACCAGCUUCCUUGCAAUGUUUGUUAUUAUUGAUAAGGUGUUUACCAAUAUCGACUAGUAUUCAUAAGAUGUCUUUUUUUUUCUUUUUUUGAUAUUCUCUGUCCACAGGAUACCCCUCCACAAUACAAUGCAUCAGCUAUCACUGUACCAUUAGCACUUUACUGGGGAGGAAAUGACUGGCUGGCAGAUCCUGAUGAUGUGAAGGUGUUGAUGCAAAAGCUUGCUGAUGAGACUUUGUGGUACAAUAAGACUAUAAAGGCUUGGCAACAUUUGGAUUUCAUUUGGGGAUUGGAUGCAGCACCUCUUGUCUAUGAUGACGUUGCUAAAAAGAUCCUUGACAAGGAACUUGAAUUCAAAUAACAUCAGCAACUAGAGUGGAUUGGCGUCUUGAUAAAACACCCUUCUUUGUAAAAACUGUACAUAAGAUAAUUAAGCAGAAGUGUCUUGGUGAAGUAACCGGAUAUUAGUAAUAAUGGUUUCCAUAUGAAGGCUACCAGCGUCGGAAAAAAAGUUCAGAGCCCUUAGUGAUUAUAAGGAAGCAUUUAUUUGACCAUCACAGUAAUGGAAGCGAAUGCUGAGGGCAAUUUUCAAC
This is a messenger RNA of Porites evermanni, 5627 nucleotides long. Lineage: Eukaryota; Metazoa; Cnidaria; Anthozoa; Scleractinia; Poritidae. The record is from the annotation of a GenBank genome assembly.